This is a messenger RNA of Drosophila bipectinata, 2420 nucleotides long. RefSeq names its product glucose dehydrogenase [FAD, quinone]. Gene Ontology annotation, molecular function: flavin adenine dinucleotide binding; oxidoreductase activity, acting on CH-OH group of donors. Lineage: Eukaryota; Metazoa; Arthropoda; Insecta; Diptera; Drosophilidae. The record is from RefSeq and is a predicted model, not a curated record.
CUCGAAGCGUGAGGUCGCUUGUAUUUUUUUGACAGAAACCUCCUGCUCUUCCACUCAAACGCCAGGCGCGCAUGCGCAAAACCUCAAAACGGUUUAAAUAAACAAAAACUGAAGAAAAAAAUCAAAAUAAAAUUCUAAAAAAUAAUAAAGUGUGUUAAAAAGAGAGAACAAGCUCAAGUGAGUGUUCACGCCGCCGAAAACACUUGGAAGUUGGCCAGUAAACCGAACGAGCGACCUAUUUCCGCCCAAGACCCCGAAAAAGCCCCGAAAACCUAAGGCCCCAGACACAGAAUGAGUUCGGCGAUUGCGGGAGCCGCUUCGGCGAUCGGAGGAGCUGUCACGGCGGCCACCAGCAACAGCUGGUUCAUCCCCAUGCUGAUGGCCGCGGUGGCCUACUUUCAGUACGAGGAGAUCAUCGAUCCGGAGUCCAAGCCCAGCGACAUAGGCGGCGACGAGAUCCUCGACCACUACGACUUCAUAGUGAUAGGCGCCGGGUCGGCGGGGGCGGUGGUGGCCAACCGGCUGACGGAGGUGGAGAACUGGAACGUCCUGCUCCUGGAGGCUGGCGGCGAUGAAACGGAGCUCACGGACGUGCCCCUGAUGGCCGGCUACCUGCAGCUGUCCAAGGUCGAUUGGCAGUACAAGACGGAGCCCUCGGGAACCUCGUGUCUGGCUAUGCAGGGAGGACGUUGCAACUGGCCGCGUGGCAAGGUCCUGGGCGGCAGCUCUGUCCUCAACUACAUGCUGUACUUGCGGGGAUCCAAGCACGACUACGACAACUGGGAGGCCAUGGGGAACCCGAGCUGGUCCUACCGCGACGCCCUCUACUACUUCAAGAAGUCGGAGGACAACACCAACCAGUACCUGGCCAACACGCCGUACCACGCCACGGGCGGAUACCUGACCGUGGGUGAGGCGCCCUACCACACCCCGCUGGCCGCCAGCUUCGUGGAGGCGGGCGUGGAGAUGGGCUACGAGAACCGGGACCUGAACGGCGAGAAGAUGACCGGAUUCAUGAUCGCCCAAGGCACCACCCGACGGGGAUCACGCUGCUCCACCUCGAAGGCCUUCCUGCGCCCGGCCAGGCUGAGGCCCAACCUCCACAUCUCCAUGAACUCGCACGUGACCAGGAUUAUGAUCGAUCCGGUGACGAAGCUGGCCUUCGGCGUGGAGUUCGUCAAGGAUCAGAAGCUGUACCACGUGCGGGCCACCAAGGAGGUGGUGCUGUCCGGCGGCUCGGUGAACAGCCCCCAGCUGCUGAUGCUCAGCGGCGUGGGCCCGCGGAAGGAGCUGGCCAAGCACCGGAUACCGCUGAUCAAGGAGCUGAGUGUGGGCGAGAACCUGCAGGACCACAUCGGGCUGGGCGGGCUGACGUUCCUGGUGAACCAGCCGGUCUCCAUAGUCGAGAACCGCUUCCACACCAUGUCCACGGUCCUGCAGUACGCCGUGUUCGGGCAAGGACCUCUGACCAUUCUUGGCGGAGUCGAGGGACUCGCCUACGUGAACACCAAGUAUGCGAACAGCUCGAUGGACUGGCCGGACAUCGAGUUCCACUUCGUGUCGGGAUCCACGAACUCCGACGGGGGCUCCCAGCUGCGGAAGGCACACGGCCUGACCGAGUCCUUCUACAGGGCCGUCUUCGAACCGAUCAACAACCGGGACGCCUGGAGCAUCAUCCCAAUGCUGCUGAGGCCCCGGUCGGUGGGCAGCAUCCGGCUGCGGAGCGGUAACCCCUUCGACUACCCGUACAUCUUCCCCAACUACCUGACCGACGACUUCGACAUGAAGACGCUGAUCGAGGGCGUCAAGAUCGCCGUGGCCCUGUCCCGGACGAAGGCCAUGCAGCGUUUCGGCUCGCGGCUCUCGAGCAUCCGCUGGCCGGGCUGCGAGCAGGUGCCGCUCUUCACGGACGCCUUCUGGGAGUGCAUGAUCCGACGGUACACGUCCACCAUCUACCACCCGGUCGGCACCUGCAAGAUGGGCCCCUACUGGGACAAGGACGCCGUGGUGGACGCCAAGCUGCGGGUGUACGGCAUCCGGGGCCUGCGGGUCAUCGACGCCAGCAUCAUGCCCAAGCUGGUCUCCGCCAACACCAAUGCCCCGGUCAUCAUGAUCGCCGAGAAGGGCAGCGACAUGAUCAAGGAGUUUUGGAUCAAAAACACCAUCGUGUAGUCUUAGAACGGAGUGGUAGGGUCUUAGUUUUGGGUGUUUCCGACUGUUGGUUUGUUGGAAGAACUCUCAGAUACGAUUCUUCUGAGAAGUCACUUUCCAAAAAGCCCACAAUCUAACCUGUGAGUGCUUGUGAGUGUUUCCGAGUGUCUGAAUGACCGACUGAGUAUGAAUCUUGAGUGUCUGGCUUGUGAAUGUCUUUAUACUCGAAUAGUGUACAUGACUUAGUUUUAAAUUUUUAAAAUUAAAUG